This is a messenger RNA of Microplitis demolitor, 1269 nucleotides long. Its product is annotated as neuralized-like protein 2. The record is from RefSeq and is a predicted model, not a curated record. Bases 399 to 1181 code for a protein of 260 amino acids. Gene Ontology annotation, biological process: intracellular signal transduction. Lineage: Eukaryota; Metazoa; Arthropoda; Insecta; Hymenoptera; Braconidae. The transcript is spliced from 4 exons. Gene Ontology annotation, molecular function: ubiquitin protein ligase activity.
CCUGGUGGACAUCAGGAAUAUUUUUCUGUAGGUUUAAUAAAUAAUAAGCAAAUAAAAGUAUUGAAUAAAAAAUAAUAUAUGUAAAAAAAAAUGUGAAAUCUAUUGAGUAAUUUCGAGAGUGAGUUCAUCAUCAUCAACUAUAUUACUGAUGAUAUUAUACUCAAUCAAGUAGUUAAAAAUUAAAACCCUACAUGCUUAUGAAUCGAAAAAGUUUAGUCUUCAAUCUUUACUUUUUUACUUUUCAUGUGAUAGUUAAAUAAUUUUUCACCUCUCUGCCACUCCUUGCUCCAAUAUGUGAUUGCUGUUUAUUUGUGAUAGUGAUGUAAACUUUCUUUUUUAUUUUUAGUGCAAGAAAAUAAGAAUUCCAUUGAUUACACCUAAUAAAAUUAGUUUAUAUCAUGUCGGAAAAAUCACGAAAAACUGUGACUCGAUUUCAUUCAAGUCAUGGUGAAAAUAUAAUACUUUGUGAUGAUAAUACAGUAGCUUAUCGUAAACAAAGUUUUGCUAAUGCAAUAACAUUUAGUGAAAAACCUUUACUACCCGGUGAAAUUUUUCUUUUGGAAAUAGAAAAAUAUGAACGAGGAUGGAGUGGUCAUAUGAGGCUAGGCCUAACCCAAAUUGAUCCUGUAACAGCUGAUAAAAAAGGCUUACCUCAAUAUGCAUUACCCAAUUUAGUAAAUAUGGGCUCUAGUUGGGUAUUUGCAAUAACUCAAAGUCAUAAUAUUUACUUUAGUGUCAGUGAAGGUGAUACAAAUCCUCAUACUGAAAAUAAAUUAAUUACUGAUGGCAUUACUGUACAGACUUCACGGGGUAUCAUUCCUUACACGGCGUUAAAACCAAACACAAUUGGUUCAUGCCAAAAUCUUUUGCCGACAGAAACUGGUAGUCGUAUUGGUGUUAUGUAUGUACCACAACGUGGUACUGAUUUAGCAGAAAUGCAUUUUAUUAUUAAUGGAGUGGAUCAAGGUGUAUGUGGAAAAGACAUUCCUUAUAAAGAAAAACCAAUACAUGCAGUUGUUGAUGUUUAUGGUACAACAAAACAAGUCAGAAUUAUCCAACUCUAUGCUGUUUCUACGUUACAAAGUGCUUGUCGGGACGCUAUUUUACAAUAUACAAAAGAAAACGCGGUCAAUUUGUUACCACUACCACAAAUGCUUAAAGACUUUUUACUUUAUCAAUGAUAAUAAUUUUGAAACGAAUGUUUCAUUGUAAUAUUUUUUUUUCUUUUUUAUAAUAAGUUAAGAUAUUUCGAUUUAAUGAUAAAAUCAG